GUUGCUUUCAUCGCAGCGGAGGCUUCGUGCCCGCACGACGAGUGCCCGGCACAGAGUGAAGCCCUGAUCCAGCACCACGUGACGCAGCAGAAGGUCCAGACCACUGGGUACGAGAUUGGAGGAGACAACACCCAGAGCUGCGGCCCUGACCGCGUGCGCCUUGAGUCGCCCGAAGAGUGCGAGGAGGCUGCUGGCGCCUUGGGCAAGACUUUCGGCUACACAGGCUCAUAUGCUGGCUGGCCGAGGUACUGCUUCAUGUACCGGGAUCUCUUCUACUUCAACAACAAUGCGGUUUCGUCUUCAUCCCGGGAUGACGCCCGGCUGAUUUGCGAGCGCAUCGAGGCGACCACGACAACGACCACCACCAGCAUCGACCACCCGAAUGUCGUGAGCUACGAGCUCGGCCUCCCGGGUGCCAUGGAUUGCGCGGUGGGCCACGUGGUCUCCACUCACAUCGAGUGCGCCUCAAGUGCCGUGACCCUGGCGCUCGGCAUCAGCUUCUCGAACGCGAUCCAGACGCACGAGGUUCCGUCCGGCUGCAUCUACAACUCUCGUACCCAUGCCCGGUUCUUCAACUCCUUCCAGGGUGGCAAUGUCGAUGCUGACUACUACCCAGUGUGCAAGACCGAGACCAACCCGGUGAUCAUCAACUUCAACCAGGGCGAGUACGACACGAACGUGUGCGGCUCCGGGCAGCCCAUCGAGGAUGAAGAGCUUUGCCGAGAGGCAGCUGCACACUUUGGCGAGGUCUUCUCCACCUCCGGUUCCUACUCGGGCUACCCACAAGGGUGCUUCAAGUUCCUGAACGGCGACGUCUACUUCAAUCGCCACGAGGGAAACCACCCCAGCCCCAACGCAGCCCCGAUCUGCGUAGGGUGA
Messenger RNA from Symbiodinium natans, 879 nucleotides. The record is from the annotation of a GenBank genome assembly. Lineage: Eukaryota; Dinophyceae; Suessiales; Symbiodiniaceae.